CGACACCCGCCGGUAUUUUCAAAAUCCUCAAGGCAAGAUGACGAAAGGUACCACGUCUUUCGGUAAGCGGCACACGAAGAGCCACACACUCUGCAGGCGGUGUGGGAACCGCGCCUUCCACAAGCAACACAAGGAGUGUGCACAGUGCGGUUACCCUCGCGCAAAACUGCGGUCGUACGAGUGGGGUCAGAAGGCCAAGCGCCGAAAGACGACCGGUACUGGCCGCAUGCGUUACCUCAAGCAUGUGUCGAGGCGUUUCAAGAAUGGUUUCAGAGAGAACACCACCGCUGUGAAGAGGACCAAGCCCAAAACAUCCGAAGCAUAAACUAUAUCUUGUUAUCUUCGAGUGGCCGGCCUUUUCUCACUUCGCAUCCGUUAUGUUCUGCCUAUCACACACCCGCACGAGCAUGCUGUCCUCGUACCGUACGCGCAAAAUACAUAAGCCGUAUGUAUACACGAAAUCGCUGUGCGCGCAUGCCAGACAUAGUACUGCCAGUUGCCGAUUGAGUGUGCUUCAUUUUGCGAGCCAUAUCAAAUUAUCAAUAUCCAAGGUUGAGAUGCGGGUG
Messenger RNA from Laetiporus sulphureus 93-53, 566 nucleotides. RefSeq names its product 60S ribosomal protein L37. Gene Ontology annotation, biological process: translation. The coding region runs from base 38 to 325 and encodes 95 amino acids. The record is from RefSeq and is a predicted model, not a curated record. NCBI's taxonomy places the organism in Eukaryota, Fungi, Basidiomycota, Agaricomycetes, Polyporales, Laetiporaceae. Gene Ontology annotation, cellular component: ribosome; cytosolic large ribosomal subunit. Gene Ontology annotation, molecular function: structural constituent of ribosome; RNA binding. The transcript has 6 exons.